CAUCGGCAUCGAUGCAUACGAAUCUAAUCCCCUGCGCGGCUGUGUUGAAGAUGCACUGUUAAUGAAGAAAUCGCUGAUCGAAGACGUCGGCGUAUCUGAAAAUCGUAUCCAGUGCCUCCUCGGCUCUCAUAAUCCUACCCCUCCAGAUGAUCCAUCGAUACCCUCUCGCACUAACAUCAUGAAAACACUCCGUGGUCUCAUUGACAACCCUGAUAUUGAACGGGGCGAUAACAUCAUUAUCCAUUACGCCGGUCACGGCGCGAGCUAUUACUGCUCAGAGCACUUUUCCGCACAAUCUACAUGCCAAACCGGUGCUUGUCCUAUCGAUGCUCUGUGCCCCAUCGAUCGAGACACUAUGGACUCCGAUAAGCACUGGAUUCCCGACAUCAGCGAAAGAGAGCUCUAUACACUCUUCACCCAGAUAUCACACAAGAAGGGACAUCAUAUUACAUUCAUUACAGACUGCUGCCACGCCAGCAGUUUUGACCGACAGGACGGAGACUCAGCAAUACGCACCACACACCCAACUUUUCAUUCCGAUGUCCACAAUAUGCUACGCGCUGCAGAUCAAUUAUUAAAACAUUUUCCCCGUUACCCAUCUGUAUUGUUGAAGGAUUGGCAGCCAGAUACGGGUUCUCAUGUAAUUCUUGCCGCUUGUUUGGAUUAUCAGUAUGCGAAGGAAAUUGGGGGAGAGGAGGGAUACGGCGGGAUUUUCACCAAGACACUGGUGGAUGUGCUGAAGUCGGGUGCCUGGAGGAAAGAAACGACAUAUGUUGGGCUGACCCAUCUUCUGAACCAGUCAUAUACGCAGACUCCGGUGGUUGCUGGGGACCAUAAAUAUGAUCGUAUUUGGUACCAGGUGUAGAAGGCAUAGCCACGGUCUAGGUGUUGCAAUGCGAGGCAUUCAGUAUGCUUAAU
Messenger RNA from Desarmillaria tabescens, 918 nucleotides. RefSeq lists its product as uncharacterized. Bases 62 to 865 code for a protein of 267 amino acids. Gene Ontology annotation, molecular function: cysteine-type endopeptidase activity. The transcript has a single exon. Gene Ontology annotation, biological process: proteolysis. NCBI's taxonomy places the organism in Eukaryota, Fungi, Basidiomycota, Agaricomycetes, Agaricales, Physalacriaceae. The record is from RefSeq and is a predicted model, not a curated record.